GCGUUCCCAGGAAAGCUGCACAGUAGGAAAGCCAGGCAAGCAUCUCCGCCCUUCCUUGCGAGCGCCACUCCGUCGCACAUGGUCACCGUUGAACCACGCCGUCUUUCUCCAGCGUUGAUUUGCCAGGAAGCCAACUUCCCAGAACAGCUCGCUUCGUGUUCUUUGUCUUCCCAAAUGCGUGGAGAGCGUCUCUAACAUCGUCAGGAUGACGACACCUCUCUCUCUCUCUCUCUCUCUCGCGCGCGCGUCUGGCAACUUGCCAGUAAUCGCAGUCAAACAGCUGACAUCCCAUUCCCCCCCCCUCCCCCUCCCUUCCCCGACUUCUCCUCUCCUCCAUCCAAUCGUCAACCAGGCCGAAAACCAGCCAAGUAUGCACCGUACACGUGUAACCAAUCUCGGGGCUCCACUUCCCAGGGUUCGGUCCAUCAUCAUCAAGGUCAGGUUGCCAACACCCGACUGGCCUUGCGGACGGCGGAAGCAGUUAAUUAGGUAUUCUCACUCCCGGGCAAACAAAGAAAAGAACUUGGCCUGUUCGGAAUUACCUUCUUGGGAUUUGCGGUGGAGCGCAAAGCUUUGCCCUUUUCUGAAAGGGGCAAGCCUCCAUGAGGGACGGGGCAGACUAGGUUCAAGGGUGUGGAAUACAUCAGCCUCACUGGAAGGUGCGCCGUUGGCAACACCUUCUGUCAUAUUUCUUUUCUGGUCAUUUCUUCUUCUUGGUUUGUUUCUUUUUUUUCUUGUUUCUUUUAUCAAUCUCUCCCUCUUUCUAGCGGUCCGGCUGGCCCUUUGUCAUUUCUUUCUCCGCCCCCCUCCUUUUUUGUUUGGCCGCCCUUGGGCAGGGGGGCUCCGGCAAACCUUUCCUCUUGCAUCAUGUCGUCAAAUCGGCCACGGAACAACAGAGCUCUGGUCACACAGAAAGAGGCCCUUGGGGCUGCCUGUACCAAGUUUGUGAUAUGCAGUGCAGGGACACGAGGGCCAGCCCAGGCCAGCAUCUAUUAGAUAGCUCUUUGUAUGCGGCCGUAUCAGGAGUUGCUCCACCCCCCUCCCCUACUGCCAAGCCCAUGUCGACCGCCUGUCACUAACUACGAGGGAGACCGCCGAUUCAGGACAUGUUUUCAUGGUGGUCCAUCCGGGGGGCGUGGAAGAUCAGCGAGGAAUAUUCCGGCCGCUU
This is a messenger RNA of Phialemonium atrogriseum, 1168 nucleotides long. RefSeq lists its product as uncharacterized. Bases 206 to 949 code for a protein of 247 amino acids. The record is from RefSeq and is a predicted model, not a curated record. Lineage: Eukaryota; Fungi; Ascomycota; Sordariomycetes; Cephalothecales; Cephalothecaceae. The transcript has a single exon.